Dreissena polymorpha is the source of this 6198-nucleotide messenger RNA. Its product is annotated as zinc finger protein 845-like. Gene Ontology annotation, cellular component: nucleus. Bases 196 to 4161 code for a protein of 1321 amino acids. NCBI's taxonomy places the organism in Eukaryota, Metazoa, Mollusca, Bivalvia, Myida, Dreissenidae. The transcript has 8 exons. The record is from RefSeq and is a predicted model, not a curated record.
UUGGAAUUUCACACAAUUAUUUACAUUGGCUUGUAUAUAUCGUUACUCAGGUGUAGAAAUAUUGUAUUAUUUUAAACACCAUUAUACAAUCACACGGGAUUACGCCAGCCUAGGAACGCUUGUUAACAUGUUAUUACUACUUCAAGAGUUUGAUAGAUUUCUGAGAAAAAAUGGCACGUUAAUAGUACAUGCAUAAUGGCAACUACUGAAAUGAAAGAGGUAUUAUGUCCGUUUGUUUGUGGACUUUGUUCCAAAGGAUAUGACAAGAUUGGUUUAUAUUACGCUCACCUUAAAACACAUGGAGAAAUUGAAGGUCUUGAUGAAUUAUAUGAUGUACAUGUAGCUGGUGAAAACUAUACUGUGGAUAAAAACACAAGUGACAUUGAGCAUGCUGAGUAUAUCUGUGGUGUUUGUUAUCAGUCCUUCUCAUCCAUGAGUUUAUUGCAUAGUCACAUGGUAGAUAAAGAAAAGAUUUCCAGCUACAGUUACUGUGAUGAAGAUCAUACAGCUAGAGCAUACAAAAAGUUAUCUAAGGACAGUCCAAAAACUGUGGAGAACAAAAAAAAAACUGACAUCAAUGAUGAGCAAGUAGUUAGUGAUGAGAGUCCAGUAAAUGCUAAAAAGAAAAGAGGUAGACCAAAAAGGUUGAAGGAACAUGUUAAGAAUGAGCAUGAUGGAACAGACCUUAAUGCUUUUAAAAAUGUAAAUGCAGACAAAAGUUAUUCAUGUGAAACAUCUACUGAGCAAAAUGUUGUCAAAAGAAGAGGCAGACCUAGUAAAAUAACCAGUCCAAACAUAGAUGAACAACCAAUUAGAAAUAAUCAUGCUGGAAUGAAGCGCAAAGCAACUGAAGAAGUGGCAUCUGAAGCUUUUAAACAGAGAAAACUAAAUAAAGAUACAGAAACAACUGAUGGCAAAUGUAAUGAAAGUUUUGAGGAGAGCUCAGUAUCUAAGUAUGGCACACGUAGAAGUGUAGGUCGUGCAACAAUGAAAAAGGUAGAUUACAAGGCAUUGGCUGGGUAUGGAACUCCCACACACCAAGAUAAAGAAGAAGUCACUAAAGGGUACGAAAAGCGAGCAGAGAAAAAUAACGUAAGAAAUGAGAAUGAAACAAAGAAGAUUAUAAGAAAGGAAAGUAAGAUGGAAGUGACUAAAAAAAAAGUUGAUAUGAAUGAGCCUGAAAAACUAAAUUAUUUGAAAACAAUUCAGUUGGAAGAAGUCAGUCAUGCUGAAGUGGUUGAAGCUGCAUUUGAAGAUAUGCCAGAGCUUUUAAAUGAAGCUUAUGUAGAAGCUAAGCCGUUAAGACAAUCUGAGGAGGAAGUUGAGAAAGAGAUUAUGCAAACUGGAAGGCUUCCAAAAGAAACUGCAAGAGAAUAUUAUGAUAGAAAGCAUAGAGAAGGACGAAGUGUUGUUAAGAAAAACAUGCUGUACUCCUGUGCUAUCUGUGGUAGACUGCUCACAUAUAAAGCUCUUCGUAGACACAAGCUUACACACAUGAUUGAUGAUAAUCAUAAACCCUUUAAAUGCCGCCAUUGCAACAAAUCCUUCAGGUCGAAGAUACAUUUGGAGGAUCACAUAAGGGUUGCUCAUAGAAAGUACCGAUUUAAAUGCUCAAAGUGCGACCGUUCUUUCAAAUCCCGCCAGAUGAUUGAGCAGCACAUAGCAAAACACAUUUUACUGAAAGAAGUGGAAGAGACAUCAUUAAAUGAAAUUUCAUAUGAGAUAAUAGAAGUCCCUAGAGUAAAUGAAACAAGUCUAAACAAGGAGGAUGAAACUGAAACAGUUAAUGAAAACUCCCAAGCUAUUAACCAAAAUCAUAGAGAACCUUAUGGUUCAGGUACUAUUAACAUAGAAGCUAAAAAUGUAGUGAAUCCUGAUGGAACUACAACAUUUGUGUAUAAAUCUACAGAUGGCCUUUUUGAGAUGGUACAGGAUAAGUCAAUUAUAGCAAAAUGGAAAGCAGGAAAGCUGUUGAGCAAGUCAGAAUCAAAUAAUCGAUGUGUUGAAAAGUUUGAAACAAGCAAUGACAGUGAUGGUGAAGGCUCCACACUUAAAAAAGCAAGGGCUGAAUAUUUACAGCCCCAGAAAUGCGAUGUCUGCAACAAAGUCUUUCAAGACAAGUAUAUCUGUAACCGGCAUAAGAGAAGGUUUCAUUUAAAAAAGAUCUAUUACUGCCCUUUAUGCAAGAAGGAACUGAUUCGAAAAGAUACCUACCAGUCCCACAUGAGAAAUCAUGUCGAGAAAAAUCAAAUCAAAGCAAGCGAGGUUGACUUUAAUGCCACAGUUAAUCGAGCUGAUGUGGAGAUAGUGAAUGAAAAAGAUGAAGACUACGUAAGAAGGACUAAACCAAAGCCUGUAGAUGAUAGUGGAAGUUCUUCAAAGCUGAACACAACUUGCCAUAUCUGUGAAAAGAUGUACACCAGUAGCAACCAGUAUCGUCAACACAUGCGAAGAGUUCAUAGCAGAAGGAUUUAUUACUGUGACCUCUGUAAGAAAGAACUCAGGAAGAAGGAAAGUAUGAGAAGCCAUAUGCAGACUCAUAUCAAUAGGGGCGAAAUUUUGGAAGAAGAGGUUGAUUUUAACAGAACAAUCGAGAUAGAAGAGAGCAUUUAUGUAAAUAUCAACAAUGAGGAUUCAAAUGAAUUUGAUGAGAUUGCCGAGUUAGAAGAAGCCAUUUCUGGGGACGAGGAGGAUAUUGAUAAAAUUUCUGAGCAGUUAAAGGAACCAUGUAAAGUUGUAAAAAUUAAACCUUUGGAAAAAUCUGGUGAUUCAAAUAAAACAGGUGGUAAACAAUUGGAACAAAAUGUGAGUGAUACCAAUAAGGAUGAAAGCGACAAGGACUCUACAAUGGAUUUCCAAAUCGACGUAGAUGAAAUCAUGUGCGAUGUAUGCCACGCUGUCUUUGAAACAAGUGAGCAUCUCGCUUUGCACAAGCUGAGAACACAUAAGAAAAAUGUUAUUCUCACUUGCUCUGUAUGUAAUGCGACCUUUAAGACACAAAACUCAUUCAAUUACCAUAGAUCGCAACAUCUUCUGAAGUCAGACAAGUACUAUUCCGAAGAAGUUGUUAAAAAAUUGCAGCAAGAAAUGGCAGAUGAUCUUAAGAGGAUGAAACCAAGAGGCCAACGGGGAAUCGGAUCACUGUCUAAGAGGGAUUCAGAAAUGGCUGCCUGUGAAAUAUGUGGGGCUCAAAUUUAUGUGAAGCGACUGAAGCGUCACAUGGAGACUCACAGGGACACGAAGGAGUUCCAGUGCGACAUCUGCUUUAAGUACUACAAGAGUAGGCGCUACCUCACUGACCACAAGGUGAAGUCACACAAGAAGAAAGCAGACCAGGUGUGCAACAUCUGUGGCAAACUGUACAAAGGGGCCAAGUACUUAGAGAUCCACAUGCAGACUCACGGCCCUAGGGACAAGAUCUGUACUUACUGUGGCAAGGGCUUUACUACCGAGCUCUACCUGAAAACACACCUUCAGACACAUCUAGAGAAGAAGAGCUUCAAAUGCCAGAUAUGUGAGGCAGGGUUCAGUCAACGAGUCCGUCUGAUGAUCCACAUGACUGAGAAACAUGACUACCCUGGGGCCAGCAAGUGCAAAUACUGUGGGGUGAUGUUCCCGUCUCGUCCUAAAGCCAGGAAUCAUGAGCGUGUAGUGCAUGAGGGUGUAAAGCAGAAGAGGAAGAAGAAUGGUCGUCAUGGUUAUGGCAGGCGCAGCAUCAUCUCGCCAGGAGAGGGCUAUUCAGUGUAUCUCCAAGGAAACAAGACAGUGCCUGUCAUUUUAAUGGAUGAGACAGGCAAGGAGACCACCAUUCCUGUGAUGGCAGUCAACACCUCUCGUCUCACAGAGUCUGUAGAGCAAGAGGAGGUACAAUCAGGCCAGGAGGAAUACAAGUUCAUGAUUAAGAGCGAAGGCAACGAUCAGGUGGAAUUUGUGGAACUAUCAGAAGGCGAGCAGAACUUCAUCAUUCAGACUUCAGAAGGAACUGCAAGUGGGACUGCCACUGAAAUGGUUUCUAGCGGCAAUGGCAGCGACUAUGAGGCUCAAGUGUGUGACUUCGACGGUCAUGUGCUGGAAAUCCCAGAGGACGCACAGCAAUGUCAGAUCAUCCUGUACCCCGAUGGAACUUUUAAGUUGCUCAAUGUCCUGGAUGCGGAGAAAUAGGGUUGUCAUUCUGGGCCGUAUUUAAAAUAUAGACUGCACAGGCUGAUCUGGGACAACACUUGAUGCUUAUUCAUUGAGUCCAGUUUUUCGUGAACAAGGCUCAAUAUGCCCCCGGAUCGAAUGAUCGGGGUAUAUUGUUUUCGGCCUGUCUGUCUGUCUGUCAUUCUGUGGAAAACUUUAACCUUGGUAAAAGUUUGGCAAUAUUGAAUAACUUUUGCAAUAUUGAAGAUAGCAACUUGAUAUUUGGCAUGCAUGUGUAUCUCAUGGCACUGCACAUUUUGAGUGGUGAAAGGUCAAGGUCAUCCUUCAAGGUCAAAGGUCAAAUAUAUGGCUUCAAAGCGGCGUCAAAACUUUAGACUCGGUCAUAACUAUUGCAAUAUUGAAGAUAGCAACUUUAUAUUUGGCAUGCACGUGUAUCUCAUGGAGCUGUACAUUUUAGGUUGUGAAAGGUCAAGGUCAUCCUUCAAGGUCAAAUGUCGAAUGUAUGGCUUCAAAGCAGCGCAAUACGGGGCAUUGUGUUUCUGACAAACACAUCUCUUGUUUAUUUAACAAUUAUUUAUUAUUAAUUAUUUAUUUCGCCCUGGAUGUGGAAAUGUUUUAGACUAACAACUUGGACACUUAUGUUUUAUAACACAUUAUUGAGUUGUCUGGGCCUGUAUUCACAAAGCAACUUGAUGUUCCAGACUGAUUUGUCAGUAAUUUGAAGAAAUGUACCAGCAUUCCAUACUGGGCGGAGUGGCGGAAAACGCGAAGCUUCACUUAUUCAAGAAAGUUAAAAAAGAUCAAUAAAAUAAAUUUAUUCAAUGAUCAAUACAAAAGAUGUUGUAACACAUAAUUAGCCUUUAUAAUUUGUUGAAGCAAAUUUCUAUGGAUACUUUUUAUUUGACAUUGUGCAACAUUUUCAUUAAACAUAGAAUUUUCAGUUAAAAGUGAAUGUUGUGCACCAACAUUUUACGAUUACUGAAGGUCACUUAUUUAAGCCAUUUCCUUUGUAUGUCUCACAUGUUCUUUAUUUCAUUAAUUAACUGAACAUACCGGGACAUGUGAAAUUGUUGAAACACAACAUUAAUUUGCUUGUGUAUAAGAAAUAUAUCAUUUUUCUUCAAACGCAUUACGGAAUACUUAAUAUUUAAUAUCAUUAAGUUAUCACAUGUGAGGAAAACUAACUAGGAUGCAGUGAUAAGUUGGCAUUUUUCCAGAAAGCAUUACUUUGUAGAAACUUUGUACAUAAUGUUUAUGAAUAUGAAAUUAUUUAAGGUAAACUAUGUAUUUGCAUUCUGUUGUUUCUAUGCCCCCGGAUCAAAAGAUCGGGUGUAUAUUGUUUUUGGCCUGUCUGUCUGUCACUGUGUCAUUCAGUCAGUCGUUGUGUGUGUCCCAAAAAAUUAACCUUGGUCAUAACUUUUGCAAUAUUGAAGAUAGCAACUUGAUAUUUGGCAAUCAUGUGUAUCUCAUGGAGCUGCACAUUUUGAGUGGUGUAAGGUCAAGGUCAUCCUUCAAGGUCAAAGGUCAAAUAUAUGGCUUCAAAGAGGCGCAAUAUGGGGCAUUGUGUUUCUGACAAACACAUCUCUUGUUUUUUUUGAGUUUCAGAAAAAAAAUCUUAUUUUUUUCCAAUUUAUUCCGAUUCCGCUCUUGUCAAAUGUAUGCUACUUUCUUAUUAUUUUUUUCCCAUUUUAUUCCAAUUCCACUUUUGUCAAAUUUAUGAAGAUAAACAUUUUGGACUUAAAAAUAUAGGUAGACAUGGUUUUAUUGUUGUCUUUGAAUGUUGCAUGUUAAUGGAUUAAUGCCUUAAAUGUUUAAUUGGUUGAACAUUUACCGUGAGAAAGAUCCUAGACACCAACUGAAUGUUUCACACAUCUAGAUGUGUUUUCAAGGUUUGUUCACAAUGUUGAUGUUUUAACUGUUGGUUAGUUGAAUUGGCAUGUAAUGAAUUUACUUUUGCAACUGUAUAAUAAUGAAUUGCUGUUACCAAGAUCAUGUUAUGAAAAUAGUCCAUGCUUUGUUCAGUUGAUUUUAAAAAUUAAAGAUGACCUAAUCGUA